Messenger RNA from Suncus etruscus (white-toothed pygmy shrew), 10100 nucleotides. It is a transcript of the gene CDH23, whose product is annotated as cadherin related 23. Gene Ontology annotation, cellular component: plasma membrane; cell-cell junction. The transcript has 69 exons. The record is from RefSeq and is a predicted model, not a curated record. NCBI's taxonomy places the organism in Eukaryota, Metazoa, Chordata, Mammalia, Eulipotyphla, Soricidae. Gene Ontology annotation, molecular function: calcium ion binding. The coding region runs from base 148 to 10095 and encodes 3315 amino acids. Gene Ontology annotation, biological process: homophilic cell-cell adhesion.
GCCGCCGCCCCAAGUAGGAGCCCCGAGCCCAGCGCGCGGCGCCCGGCGGAUGAGCCUUCGUCUGGGCGACGAGCCGCAGCGAGCGGACAGCAGCACCCCGAGGCCCGGCCCCGCGAGGAGCGGCGCCCGGAGCGCGCAUACGGAGCCAUGAGGGGCCAUGUCGCCACCAGCUGCCGCAUGCUCUGGCUUUUGGCGUUGGUUUCUGGAUGCUGGGGCCAGGUGAACCGGCUGCCCUUCUUCACCAACCACUUCUUCGACACGUACCUGCUGAUCAGUGAGGACACACCUGUGGGUUCCUCUGUGACCCAAUUGCUAGCACGCGACAUGGACAAUGACCCCCUGGUAUUUGGCGUGUCUGGAGAGGAGGCAUCUCGUUUCUUCGCUGUGGAGCCUGACACAGGCGUGGUGUGGCUCCGGCAGCCUCUGGACAGAGAGACCAAGUCUGAGUUCACAGUGGAAUUCUCCGUCAGCGACCACCAGGGGGUCAUUACCCGGAAAGUGAACAUCCAGGUUGGAGACGUGAACGAUAAUGCACCCACAUUCCACAAUCAGCCCUACAGCGUUCGCAUCCCUGAGAACACCCCGGUGGGCACCCCAAUCUUCAUCGUGAAUGCCACGGACCCGGACCUGGGUGCAGGCGGCAGCGUACUCUACUCCUUCCAGCCUCCCUCCCCAUUCUUUGCCAUCGACAGUGCCCGAGGCAUCGUGACCGUGACACGGGAGCUGGACUACGAGACCACUCAGAGCUACCAGCUCACAGUCAACGCCACAGAUCAAGAUAAGACCAGACCUCUGUCCACGCUGGCCAACUUGGCCAUCAUCAUCACGGAUGUCCAGGACAUGGACCCCAUCUUCAUCAACCUGCCCUAUAGCACCAACAUCUACGAACACUCCCCACCGGGCACCACUGUGCGCAUCAUCACAGCCGUAGACCAGGACAAAGGACGCCCCCGAGGCAUUGGCUACACCAUCGUCUCAGGGAACACCAAUAGCAUCUUUGCUCUGGACUACAUCAGCGGGGCACUGACCCUGAACGGCCUUCUGGACCGGGAGAACCCUCUGUACAGCCAUGGCUUCAUCCUCACUGUGAAGGGCACGGAGCUGAAUGACGACCGCACCCCUUCGGAUGCCACUGUCACCACGACCUUCAACAUCCUGGUCAUUGACAUCAAUGACAAUGCGCCCGAGUUCAACAGCUCUGAGUACAGCGUGGCCAUCACAGAACUGGCCCAGGUGGGCUUUGCCCUCCCACUCUUCAUCCAGGUGGUGGACAAGGAUGAGAACCUGGGCCUGAACAGCAUGUUCGAAGUGUACCUGGUGGGCAACAACUCCCACCACUUCAUCAUCUCGCCCACCUCCGUGCAAGGCAAGGCCGACAUCCGCAUCCGGGUGGCCAUCCCUCUGGAUUACGAGACUGUGGACCGCUACGACUUCGACCUCUUUGCCAACGAGAGUGUCCCGGAACACGUGGGCUAUGCCAAGGUGAAGAUCACCCUCAUCAAUGAGAAUGACAACCGGCCAGUGUUCAGCCAGCCUCUAUACAACGUCAGCCUCUAUGAGAAUGUCACCGUGGGCACCUCAGUGCUGACCGUGCUGGCCACAGACAAUGACGUGGGCACCUUUGGGGAAGUCAGCUACUUCUUCAGUGAUGACCCUGACCGGUUCUCCCUGGACAAGGACAUAGGGCUCAUCACGCUGAUUGCCCGCCUGGACUAUGAGCUCAUCCAGCGCUUCACCCUGACCAUCAUUGCCCGAGACGGUGGUGGGGAGGAGACCACGGGCCGUGUCAGGAUCAACGUGCUGGACGUCAAUGACAACGUGCCCACCUUUCAGAAGGACGCCUAUGUGGGCGCCCUGAGAGAGAACGAGCCGUCUGUCACGCAGCUGGUGCGGCUUCGGGCCACUGAUGAGGACUCUCCGCCCAACAACCAGAUCACCUACAGCAUCGUCAAUGCCUCUGCCUUCGGCAGCUACUUUGACAUUAGCAUGUAUGAAGGCUAUGGAGUGAUCAGUGUGAGCCGGCCCCUGGACUACGAGCAGAUCCCCAAUGGGCUGAUCUACCUGACCGUCAUGGCCAAGGACGCUGGCAACCCCCCUCUCAACAGCACUGUCCCUGUGACCAUUGAGGUGUUUGAUGAGAAUGACAACCCUCCCACCUUCAGCAAACCUGCCUACUUUGUCUCAGUGCUGGAGAACAUCAUGGCAGGCGCUACUGUGUUGUUUCUCAAUGCCACCGACCUGGACCGCUCCCGGGAGUAUGGCCAGGAGUCGAUCAUCUACUCCCUGGAGGGGUCCUCACAGUUCCGGAUCAAUGCCCGCUCUGGCGAACUCACCACCACCUCCCUGCUGGACCGGGAGGCCAAGUCUGAGUACAUCCUCAUCGUGCGUGCUGUGGAUGGCGGCAUGGGCCACAACCAGAAAACUGGCAUUGCCACCGUUAACGUCACCCUUCUGGACAUCAAUGACAACCCCCCUACGUGGAAGGAUGCCCCUUACUACAUAAACCUGGUGGAGAUGACACCCCCGGACUCGGACGUAACCACAGUGGUGGCCGUGGAUCCAGACCUGGGUGAGAACGGCACCCUGGUGUACAGCAUUGAGCCCCCCAACAAGUUCUAUAGCCUGAACAGCAGCACUGGCAAAAUCCGCACCACCCACGUCAUGCUGGACCGGGAGAACCCCGACCCUGUGGAGGCAGAGCUGAUGCGCAAGAUCAUUGUGUCCGUCACAGACUGUGGCAGGCCUCCUCUGAAGGCCACCAGCAGUGCCACCGUGUUUGUGAACCUCUUGGACCUCAACGACAAUGACCCCACCUUUCAGAACCUGCCUUUCAUCGCCGAGGUGCUGGAAGGCACCCCCGCAGGUGUCUCUGUCUACCAGGUGGUGGCCAUCGACCUGGACGAGGGCCUGAACGGGCUGGUGUCCUACCGCAUGCGUGUAGGCAUGCCCCGCAUGGACUUUGUCAUCAAUAGCACCACUGGUGUAGUGCUGACCACAGCUGAGCUGGACCGUGAGCGCAUUGCCCAGUACCAGCUGCGGGUGGUAGCCAGCGAUGCAGGCACCCCCACCAAGAGUUCUACUAGUACACUCACCAUCCGAGUUCUGGACGUGAAUGAUGAGACUCCCACCUUCUUCCCGGCUGUGUACAACGUGUCCGUGUCCGAGGACGUGCCCCGCGAUUUCCGAGUACUCUGGCUGAACUGCACAGACAACGACAUAGGCCUGAACGCCGAGCUCAGCUACUUCAUCACAGGUGGGAACGUGGAUGGGAAGUUCAGCGUGGGCUACCGUGAUGCUGUGGUGAGGACAGUGGUGAACCUGGACCGGGAGACCACAGCUGCCUACACUCUCAUCCUGGAGGCUAUUGACAAUGGCCCCGUGGGCAAGCGGCGCACAGGCACUGCCACCGUGUUUGUCACCGUCCUGGAUGUCAACGACAACCGGCCCAUCUUCCUGCAGAGCAGCUACGAGGCCAGUGUCCCCGAGGACAUCCCUGAGGGCCACAGCAUUGUGCAGCUGAAAGCCACAGACGCGGACGAGGGCGAGUUUGGACGUGUGUGGUACCGCAUCCUUCAGGGUAACCAAGACAACAACUUUCGGAUCCACGUCAGCAGCGGGCUCCUAAUGCGAGGGCCACGGGCGCUGGACCGGGAGCGAAACUCCUCACAUGUGCUGUUGGUGGAGGCCUACAACCAUGACCUGGGCCCCAUGCGGAGCUCUGUCAGGGUGAUCGUAUAUGUGGAAGACGUGAAUGAUGAGGUGCCCGUGUUCACACAGCAACAAUACAGUCGCCUGGGGUUGCGCGAGACUGCAGGCAUAGGCACAUCUGUCAUCGUGGUGCGGGCCACUGACCGGGACACGGGGGAUGGAGGCCUGGUCAGCUACCGUAUCCUGUUGGGGGCUGAAGGCAAGUUCGAGAUUGAUGAGAGCACGGGUCUCAUCAUCACCGUGGACUACCUGGACUACGAGACCAAGACCAGCUAUCUGAUGAAUGUGUCGGCCACCGACCAGGCACCGCCCUUCAACCAGGGUUUCUGCAGCGUCUACAUCACUCUACUCAAUGAGCUGGAUGAGGCUGUGCAGUUCUCCAAUGCCUCGUAUGAGGCCACCAUCAUGGAGAACCUGGCUCUUGGCACUGAAAUUGUGCGCAUCCAGGCAUUCUCCAUUGACAACCUCAACCAGAUCACCUACCGCUUCGAUGCCUACACCAGUUCCCAGGCCAAGGCCCUCUUCAAGAUUGAUUCCAUCACGGGGGUGAUCACAGUCAAGGGCCUGGUGGACCGGGAGAAAGGGGACUUCUACACCUUGACAGUGGUGGCAGAUGAUGGGGGCCCCAAGGUGGACUCGACCGUGAAGGUAUACAUCACUGUCCUGGAUGAGAAUGACAACAGCCCCCGGUUUGACUUCACAUCUGACUCGGUGGUCAGCGUGUCCGAGGACUGCCCCGUAGGCCAGCGUGUGGCCACAGUCAAGGCCCGGGACCCUGAUGCAGGCAGCAACGGGCAGGUGGUCUUCUCUCUGGCUUCCGGCAACAUCGAUGGCGCUUUCGAGAUUGUCACCACCAACGACUCCAUCGGGGAAGUGUAUGUGGCCAGGCCGCUAGACAGGGAAGAACUGGACCACUACAUCCUGAAGGUCGUGGCAUCCGACCGGGGCACCCCUCCACGGAAGAAGGACCAUAUCCUGCAGGUGACAGUCCUGGAUGUCAAUGACAAUCCCCCAGUGAUCGAGAGCCCUUUUGGCUACAACGUCAGCGUGAACGAGAACGUGGGCGGGGGCACCGCCGUGGUGCAGGUGAGAGCCACAGACCGUGACAUCGGCAUCAACAGUGUCUUGUCCUACUACAUCACUGCGGGCAACGAUGACAUGACCUUCCGCAUGGACCGUGUCAGUGGGGAGAUUACCACGCGCCCCGCCCCACCCGACCGUGAGCGCCAGAGUUUCUACCACCUGGUAGUCACCGUGGAGGAUGAGGGCACCCCUACCCUGUCGGCCACCACCCAUGUGUACGUGACUAUCGUGGAUGAGAAUGACAACACGCCAGUGUUCCAACAGCCCCACUACGAGAUCUCGCUGGAUGAGGGCCCCGAAACCAUCAACUCCAGCCUGGUCACAGUCAAAGCACUGGACUUAGAUGAGGGGCCCAACGGCACAGUCACUUAUGCUAUCGUGGGUGGUAACAUCAUCAACACCUUCCACAUCAACAGGCGCACGGGUGUCAUUCGGGCCGUCAAGGAGUUGGACUAUGAAAUUUGCCAUGGCCGAUACACCCUGAUAGUCACCGCCACGGAUCAGUGUCCUAUACUUUCCCGCCGUCUCACCUCCACUACCACGGUGCUAGUGAACGUGAACGAUAUCAACGACAACGUGCCCACCUUCCCCAGACACUACGAGGGACCCUUCGACAUCACCGAGGGCCAGCCAGGGCCUCGAGUAUGGACCUUCCGGGCCCACGACCGAGACUCGGGCCCCAACGGGCAGGUGGAAUACAGCAUCGUGGAUGGGGACCCUCUGGGAGAGUUUCUCAUCUCCCCAGUGGAGGGGGUGCUGAGGGUCCGGAAGGAUGUGGAACUGGACCGGGAGAACAUUGCCUUCUACAACCUGACCAUUUGUGCCCGUGACAGGGGAGAGCCCCCACUCAGCUCCACCAUGCUGGUGGGCAUCCGGGUGCUAGACAUCAAUGACAAUGACCCGGUGCUACUGAACCUGCCCAUGAACCUCUCCCUGAGCGAGAACAGCGCGGUGGGCAGCUCUGUCACCCAGAUCCUGGCCAGUGACGCAGACAGCGGUUGCAACGCACUCCUCACCUUCAACAUCACAGCAGGCAACCUGGAAAGAGCCUUCUUCAUCAACGCCUCGACAGGAGUGGUUAUUGUAAACCGGCCACUGGACCGUGAGCGCAUCCCCCAGUACAAGCUGACCAUCUCCGUGAAGGACAAUCCUGAGAACCCACGCAUUGCCAGGAAGGAUUUUGACACGCUGCUCAUCCUUCUGUUGGAUGAGAAUGAUAACUACCCACUGUUUACGGAGGACACGUACCAGGCCGAGGUGAUGGAGAACUCGCCCGCCGGGACUCCCCUCACGGUGCUCAAUGGGCCCAUCCUGGCCCUGGAUGCGGACCUGGACAUCUACGCUGUGGUGACGUACCGGCUGCUGGGUGCCCAUAGCGACCUCUUUGACAUCGACAACAGCACAGGUGUGGUGACAAUAGGGACAGGUGUGCUCAUUGACCGGGAAGCCUUCUCACCACCUCUUCUGGAACUUUUGCUCCUGGCCGAGGACGUGGGCCUCCUCAACGGCACUGCUGACCUGCUUGUUACCAUUCUUGACGACAAUGACAACUGGCCCACCUUCAGCCCGGCCGCCCUCACUGUCCAUCUGCUGGAGAACUGCCUGCCAGGAUUCUCAGUCCUUCAGGUGACAGCCACAGAUGAGGACAGUGGCCUCAAUGGGGAGCUGGUGUACCGAAUAGAGGCGGGCGCCCAGGACCGCUUCACCAUCCACCCAGCCACAGGGCUCAUUCGCGUAGGCAAUGCUACCAUCGACAGGGAGGAGCAGGACUCCUACCGCCUGACUAUUGUGGCCACCGACCGAGGCACUACCCCACUCUCGGGCACAGCCAUUAUCACCAUCCUUAUAGAUGAUAUUAAUGACUCCCGGCCCGAGUUCCUUAACCCCAUCCAGACGGUGAGUGUGCUGGAGUCUGCAGCUCCAGGCACCAUCAUCGCCAACGUCACCGCCAUUGAUAGGGACCUCAACCCCAAGCUUGAGUAUCACAUCAUUGGCAUCGUGGCCAAGGAUGACACGGACCGCCUGGUGCCCGACCAGGAAGACGCCUUUGCUGUGAAUAUCAACACAGGCUCUGUGAUGGUGAAGUCUCCUCUGAACCGGGAGCUGGUGGCCACCUAUGAGGUCACACUCUCAGUGAUCGACAAUGCCAGUGACCUCCCGGAGCAUUCGGUCAGCGUGCCCAAUGCAAAGCUGACAGUCAACAUCCUGGACGUCAAUGACAAUACACCCCAGUUCAAACCCUUAGGGAUAACCUACUACACGGAGCGGGUCCUGGAGGGGGCCACCGCAGGCAGCACACUCAUCACUGUGGCAGCUGUGGACCCUGACAAGGGCCUCAAUGGCCUGAUCACCUACAGCAUAUUGGACAUGACUCCCCUGGGCUGUGUCCAGCUAGAGGACUCAUCAGCAGGGAAGGUCAUUGCCAACCGCACAGUGGACUAUGAGGAGGUUCAUUGGUUCAACUUCACUAUGAGGGCUUCAGACAAUGGCUCCCCACCCCGAGCAGCUGAGAUCCCUGUGUAUCUGGAGAUCGUGGACAUCAAUGACAACAACCCCAUCUUCAAUCAACCAUCCUACCAGGAAGCUGUCUUUGAGGAUGUCCCUGUGGGUACUGUCAUCCUGACCGUUUCUGCGACUGAUGCCGACUCGGGCAACUUUGCCCUCAUUGAGUACAGCCUCUGGGAUGGAGAGGGCAAGUUUGCCAUCAACCCCACUAUGGGUGACAUCUAUGUACUGUCCUCCCUGGACCGUGAGAAGAAGGACCAUUACAUCCUCACUGCCGUGGCCAGAGACAACCCUGGAGACAUAGCCAGCAACCGCCGAGAAAAUUCUGUGCAGGUGGUGAUUCAGGUACUGGACAUCAAUGACUGUCGCCCACAAUUCUUCAAGCCCCAGUUCAGCACGAGCGUGUACGAAAAUGAGCCAGCAGGCACCUCAGUCAUCACCAUGCUGGCCACUGACCAGGAUGAGGGUGCCAAUGGGGAGCUGACCUACUCGCUGGAGGGUCCAGGAGUGGAGGCCUUCGAUGUGGACCCUGACUCGGGUCUUGUCAUCACAAAGCGCCCGCUGCAGUCCUAUGAGCGCUUCAACCUGACGGUGGUGGCCACAGAUGGCGGUGAGCCCCCACUCUGGGGCACCACCAUGCUCCUGGUGGAAGUUAUCGAUGUCAAUGACAACCGCCCGGUCUUCGUGCGGCCGCCCAACGGCACCAUCCUCCACAUCAAAGAGGAGAUUCCGCUACGCUCCAAUGUGUACGAGGUGUACGCCACCGACAAGGAUGAGGGCCUCAACGGGGCAGUGCGCUACAGCUUCCUGAAGACAGCUGGCAACCGAGACUGGGAGUACUUCACCAUUGACGCCAUCAGUGGCCUCAUCCAGACAGCUCAGCGUCUGGACCGUGAGACACAGGCGGUGUACAGUCUCAUCCUGGUGGCCAGCGACCUGGGCCAGCCCGUGCCAUAUGAGACCAUGCAGCCACUGCAGGUGGCCUUGGAGGACAUCGAUGACAAUGAACCCCUCUUCGUGAGACCACCAAGAGGCAGCCCCCAGUAUCAGCUGCUAACUGUGCCUGAGCACUCACCCCGGGGCACGCUCGUGGGAAACGUGACCGGUGCUGUGGACGCUGAUGAGGGCUCCAACGCCAUUGUGUAUUACUUCAUCGCAGCUGGCAAUGAGGACAAGAACUUUCACCUGCAGCCUGAUGGACGCCUGCUAGUGCUGCGGGACCUGGACCGGGAGCGUGAGGCCACCUUCUCCUUCAUCGUCAAGGCCUCCAGCAAUCACAGCUGGACACCCCCACGGGGGCCCACUCCAUCCCUAGACCCUGGGACUGACCUCACCCUGCAAGAAGUGCGUGUGGUCUUGGAGGACAUCAAUGACCAGCCUCCCCGCUUCACCAAGGCCGAGUACACUGCAGGUGUGGCCACUGACGCCAAGAUGGGCUCAGAGCUGAUCCAGGUGCUGGCCCUGGACGCAGACAUUGGCAACAAUAGCCUCGUCUUCUAUAGCAUCCUGGCCAUCCACUACUUCAGGGCCCUUGCCAACGACUCGGAGGAUGUGGGCCAGGUCUUCACCAUGGGGUAUGUGGAUGGUAUCCUGCGCACCUUUGACCUCUUCAUGGCCUAUAGCCCUGGCUAUUUCGUGGUGGACAUUGUGGCCCGAGACCUGGCUGGCCACAAUGACACAGCCAUCAUCGGAAUCUACAUCCUGAGGGAUGACCAGCGCGUGAAGAUUGUCAUUAACGAGAUUCCUGACCGUGUGCGUGGCUUCGAGGAGGAGUUCAUCCGUCUGCUGUCCAACAUCACUGGCGCCAUCGUCAACACUGAUGACGUGCAGUUCCACGUGGACAAGAAGGGCCGGGUGAACUUCGCACAGACUGAACUGCUAAUCCACGUGGUCAACCGAGACACCAACCGCAUCCUGGAUGUGGACCGGGUCAUCCAGAUGAUCGAUGAGAACAAGGAGCAGCUUCGGAACCUUUUCCGGAACUACAAUGUCCUGGACGUGCAGCCGGCCAUCGCUGUACGGCUGCCUGAAGACAUGUCCGCACUGCAGAUGGCGAUCAUCGUCUUGGCCAUCCUGCUCUUCCUGGCAGCCAUGCUCUUCAUCCUUAUGAACUGGUACUACAGGACUGUACACAAGAGGAAACUCAAAGCCAUCGUGGCUGGUUCAGCAGGGAACCGCGGCUUCAUCGACAUCAUGGACAUGCCUAACACCAAUAAGUAUUCCUUCGACGGGGCCAACCCAGUGUGGCUGGACCCCUUCUGCCGGAACCUGGAGCUGGCAGCGCAGGCCGAACACGAGGACGACCUGCCGGAAAACCUGAGCGAGAUCGCGGACCUGUGGGGCAGCCCCACGCGCACCCACGGAACUUUCGGGCGUGAGCCUGCAGCUGUCAAACCUGAUGACGACCGCUACCUGCGGGCAGCCCUCCAGGAGUAUGACAACAUUGCCAAGCUGGGUCAGAUCAUCCGGGAAGGGCCCAUCAAGCUGAUCCAAACGGAGAUGGACGAGAACACGGGGGACCGCAGCCCGGGUCAGGGCAGUCUGCACUUCCGCCAAAAGUCGCCCAUGGAGCUCAGGGGGCCCAUGGGGCAUGGCAGCUCACGCACCCUGCUGCCCACUGACCUCAACAGCCUGCCCGAAGAUGACCAGAAGGGCCUGGGCCGCUCGCUGGAGACGCUGACGGCCGCUGAGGCCAACGCCUUGGAACGUAAUGCCCGCACCGAGUCAGCCAAAUCCACACCCCUACAUAAGCUCCGUGACGUGAUCAUGGAGAGUCCCCUGGAGAUCACCGAGCUCUGACUGGG